Lachancea nothofagi CBS 11611 is the source of this 852-nucleotide messenger RNA. The record is from the annotation of a GenBank genome assembly. Lineage: Eukaryota; Fungi; Ascomycota; Saccharomycetes; Saccharomycetales; Saccharomycetaceae.
AUGAGUGGUGCUACUUCAGUUGAGGAGGCUACCCCAAGACGCGGCUCUUAUGUUCCAGUGGAAUUCACUGAAGAAAUCGAAAAACAAUGUUUGAAACAAGUUGAGUUCUAUUUCUCUGAAUUUAACCUUCCUUACGACAAAUUCCUUCGUACCACAGCGGAGAAAAACGAAGGAUGGGUCCCCAUUUCGACCAUCGCUACUUUCAACAGAAUGAAAAAGUUCCGUCCUGUUGACAAAGUCGUGGACACAUUGCGUAGCUCGAAAAUUCUCGAAGUUAGUGAAGAUGGCGAGAACGUCAAGAGACGUGAACCAUUAGAUCUACAAACGGAUGCCAGACGCGAAAGAGGUAAAAGAACUGUAGCUGUUAUGAACUUCGACUUUACUAAGAGCGGUGACCAAAAAAUGAGUGAACAAGAGAAAACUGACCUGCAAGAAAAUGUGGAACAAUUCUUCAGCAAAUUGGGGUCCAUCAGCCAAGCGCGUUUGAAGAAAGACCACCGUAAAAACUUCAACGGGACUGUGAUUGUCGAGUUUGCAGACGAGAAAAGCGCACAAGAAUUUACUGAAUCCUACGGCCCUGACAAGGAGGUACUAUCAUAUGAAGGGCGCAAAUUGGAUGUAGUUUCUAAAAAACAGUAUGAUCAACAACGCGAGGCCACGCGCAGUAAGAACUUCAGCGGCUCUGGCCAGCGUUCUCGUUCUUUCACUGGUCACAGAAAAAACAUGCCAAAAAAAAUCAGAGACGAAGCCAAGGCUAAGGCUGCUGAGAGUAAACCGGCAGUGGAAGACAAAUCAGAAGUGCCUGCACAAAACGUCGCAGAGCCAUCCGCAUCUGAAUCUGCAGUAGAGUAG